AUGUCAUUCAAACGCUUUCAAAACGUUGGAGUUGUGUUUGGGUUCAGAGUUUUAACCAGAAAAUCCGGAAAACUGAAAACAUUUUAUUUCACUGACGUGAGAUAUCCCAACGCUAUUCAAUCUACAUCUGCUAACAACAUGGACCACUGCAGAAAGCAAACUCAUUUCCAACAAAAUAUAACAUUUCGGAUUCUCUGCGAAAAACUGAGGCAACAGCAAGGAGAAGCUGAUGGGAAAAUGCUCAGAAGGAUUACGUUUGGAAAAACUCAAAACCUUAAAGGUUUAACAUCGUUGCAAAAGUGA
Clunio marinus is the source of this 303-nucleotide messenger RNA. The record is from the annotation of a GenBank genome assembly. Lineage: Eukaryota; Metazoa; Arthropoda; Insecta; Diptera; Chironomidae.